AUGGCACAAGGAGGAAAUGGAGGCUGGAUUCCGGUAAUGAGGCAGCGGGAAAGAGGUGGAACUCAAGGCAAGGAGGAUAAGCAUGGACUAUUCAUUGUACUUGUGGAUAAUUUACUUUCAGCUAUGGAUGCUAAAACUCUGUUCAAACUCUUCACUCAAUUUGGCAUAGUUAAGGAUGUCUUUAUACCAUUCAAAAGAAGGACAAUGUCAAACUCUAGAUUUGGUUUUGUGAGAUUUGAUUGUCCUGUAGCAGCAUACAUCACCAUCCAAAAAGCGAAUGGACUGUUGGUAGAUGAAAGGGUGCUAGAAGUUAAAAAAGCUAACAAUGUCAAGAGCAACAGAGAUGAUCAGAGCAUGAGAAGACCUCAUACCAUCAAAAGACCUCCUGAAACUAACAAAAACAUGGUUGAUGUUUCAUAUACAGGCCUAAGAUUGUUCGCUGAAGUAUAA
Messenger RNA from Camellia sinensis, 450 nucleotides. NCBI's taxonomy places the organism in Eukaryota, Viridiplantae, Streptophyta, Magnoliopsida, Ericales, Theaceae. The record is from RefSeq and is a predicted model, not a curated record.